Molecule: messenger RNA, 1386 nt
Organism: Ostertagia ostertagi
Lineage: Eukaryota; Metazoa; Nematoda; Chromadorea; Rhabditida; Trichostrongylidae
Source: the annotation of a GenBank genome assembly
AUGGGCAUUCGCGGAAUAUUGCCACGUUUAUUCUCCGAGCCCACAUAUUCCACGCAAGGCGCUAUUGCCUUCCUAGUGAAACAUGCGAGGCAAUUUUCAAUUUCGCUCGAAAUCCAUCUGGAGCAGAAGUGCAUCUCGACCCUUCCUGGAAACGUACAACUGCUGAGGAGGUUCGCCAUUAGAACGGACAUGGGUGAACGAACAGAUGGCUAUGUUGCUAUUGAUCACACAAAUCAGGCCAUAAUUGCAUCUUUCUCGAGCGUAGCGUCCGGAAACAGACUGUUCUACACACAUUUCAAUGCUGAGUUUUUCACAAAUAGGCAAGCACAGUUCGAAGGAUCAGACGGACUCGUAAACAGGUUUCUGUACGAAAGCUGGUUCAAACUCUGGUAUCUCCUAGGAAUGGAGAGAACCCUCAAAGCAGUUGUAGAGAACAAUACCGGCUUCGAAGUAUGGUUUAUCGGGCAUUCACUUGGUGGAGCAAAAGCAGAAAUGUCUGUCGUAUCUGUUCUUCUGAAAAAAUUGGUUCCUCAAGAUAAAGUUCGACUGCUCACAUUUGGAGCAACACGUGUUGGCGACAUGUCAUUUGUAAACCUCAUUGAGGCUCUGGUGCCUUAUCGUUUCCGAAUUGUUCAUGGACGAGACAUGGUGCCACGUUAUCCAAGAAAAUUUGACGGCGAGUGGACUCCACCCCAUCAUCAUCGCUACGAGGUGUGGUAUCCGAAUGGAAUGGGUGUUGGAGCAAGAUAUUUUGUAUGUCUCGGUGCAGAGGAUCCACAGUGCAGUACUCGACUUUCACCCUGGGAAAUACGCGCUGCUGAUAAUGACAUUUAUUUUGAAAGAAGCAUGCAACAUUGGGCGAAAUCAUUCUGCAAUGACAGCAUGAUGUACGAUACGCCACGCCCGACAACUUUUGCCAAUAUUCGAGAGCCGAUUUAUGAUAUGUCCUCUAUAAGGACUACACGUCCAACUAUGGCAACUAUUCCUACAACAAGUGCACAUCCACUUAUAAUAAACUCCCGUUUAUUCCCCUUUUGGGAUCUGCUGACCAUUCCAUAUGACAAAACAACUAAGAAGGCAACUACUACUGAAUCGACACGAACGACGACAUCGAUGUGGGUUAUAGCACCAACGACAACUUCAAGUCCAUCAACAACUUACUUCAACAUUCCUCCAACAAUGAGCACAACUCUUCCUACAACUCCAGUCGUGAUUACGUCAACUGAAUCGCCGCAAGAUCAGUUGUCCAAUGUGACUUUAAUUGAUCACUUCCCUGAAACAAGGAUAAGCAAUAUGUCAACUCGUCCCGUAGCCAACGACACAGGAUUAUUGUCGGAGAAAGGAGAAGCACAAGAUAAGAUAGAGAGCUUGUUGUCGCUGCGUUAA